Messenger RNA from Salpingoeca rosetta, 543 nucleotides. RefSeq lists its product as uncharacterized. Lineage: Eukaryota; Choanoflagellata; Craspedida; Salpingoecidae. Bases 1 to 543 code for a protein of 180 amino acids. The transcript is spliced from 6 exons. The record is from RefSeq and is a predicted model, not a curated record.
AUGGGCAGCAUGUACAAGGCAGAUGCCAUGUACCAGGAGCCACAGCCUCCUGUGACAGAUGUCAUGUACCGCAUGGACCCCCUUAUCAACGUCCCAAGCACCGAGCAGGGGCAGCAGCCCAAGCUCCCCAACGACCGCCGCGGCCGUCUGUAUCAGCGCCAGAUGAAGAACUUGGCCAACCUUCAGCAUCUGCUGACCAUGACAAACUCGCUCCUGGGCGUCGGCCCCACGGGUGCCGCUCCAACGGCCCCCUCUGCAGCGAAACAGGGCAAGCAUGGUCAGGUGCAGCCUGGCGCGGAUCAGGCUGCCAAGAUCAAAGGCAUGUCCGUUGUCGUGCGCUGCAAGCCCUCCAACCCUCCUUACGCCACACUUCUCCUUGUGGAGCAGCUGAAGGCCCAGGGACUCAAUGUCUGCACACCACAGUUCUGGCACUCCAGCCUGGGUGCUGCUCCAGACAGCUUCAAGCCCACCGGGCCAUGCGCAUCGGCUGAUUGCGACCUUCGCCUCACAAUCAUCUGGGCAAACGACGUUAUAAAUCUAUAG